Molecule: messenger RNA, 5237 nt
Organism: Phascolarctos cinereus (koala)
Lineage: Eukaryota; Metazoa; Chordata; Mammalia; Diprotodontia; Phascolarctidae
Source: RefSeq, a predicted model, not a curated record
GGGGGAGGGCCGGAAAUGUCGGAGCAGGGGCCCAGGCCACCCGAGGGGGACUUCCGCUUCCUCGUUGUCCUCUUUUCCUCGCCUGCUCUGCCUCUGAGGACUCUGCUCUUCCCCAAGAGGGAAGCAUUCAGGAGAGAAUGUUCCCUGUGAUCCCAACAGCCAGGUGCCAGAAUUCCUUAGUCAGGAGACCAGCUGUGAAAUAAUGGAGUCAACUCCAAAGCAGGGCAUUUCUCUGGACAAAUCAUCCAAGGAAAGAGCUGAGACAGAUGAUCCUUGGGAUUACAAUUUGGGAGACGCUUGGGAAUAUGAUGUCAGAGUAGAGCAAAAGAAGUACAACCAGGAAAGACGACCCAGGCAAGAGACAGUCAUGGACAGGAAAACUUCUACUAAAUUUAGUGCCCAUGAAUAUAAUAUAUUUGGAAGAAGUUUCAGUUUGAGGUCAAUCCUUUUUCUGCAACAGGGUGUUCACAUGGGGAAAAUCUACAGCAAUGUGGUACAUAUGAAAAGAACUUUAAGCAGUCUUUAGAAACAUGAUAGAUAUUUUUUUUCUCAGGAGGAAGAUUUGUAAAUGUAAUAUAAUCAGGAAGUCAGUUUACUCUUCAGAGGACCUUAUUCAGUUUCAGAGAAUGAACACUAAGGAAAACAUAUGACUGUAAUAAAUGUGGCAAACUCUUCAGAGAUAGAAAAGCCCAUAAAAAUCAUCAUAGAAUCCAUACUGAAGAGAAAUCUCUUGAUAGGCAUCAAUCUGGAAAGUGUGUUAGCAGGAGGAAAUCCCUUACUCAAUAUAAAAUAAUAGAUAAACAAGAGAAAAACGCUUUGAAAAUAAUGAAGGUGGCAAAGUCUUCAGUCAAAAGUUUUAAUCUUACUGUACAUCAGAGAAUACAUAGAGGAGAAAAACUCUUUGAAUGUAGUGAAUGGGGGAAAGCCUUCAGACAAAGUUCUUACCAUAUUAUACAUCAGAAAAUUCAUACUGCAGAGAAAUCCUUUAAAUGUAAUGAAUGUGGGAAAACCUUCAGGCAAAAUACUUACGUUACUGCACGUCAGAGAAUUCAUACCGGAGAGAAACCCUUUGAAUAUAAUCGAUGUGGAAAUCUUUCAUCCAGAAGGGAGACCUUACUCAACAUAAGAAUUCAUACUGCAUAGAAAUUCUUUUAGUUUAAUGAAUUUGGGAACUCAUUUACUCAUCAGGUAAACAUUAUUGAACAUAAGAGAGUUCAUACGGGAACAAAGAAAUCCUUUGUAAGUAAUUGGUGUGGGAAAACUUUUAGUGAAAGUUUGUACCUUACUGUACAUCAGAGAAUUAAUAUAGAAGAUAAACCCUUUGAAUGUAAUCACUGUGGGAAAUCAUUCACCCAAAAAAGGAAACCUUACUGAACAUAAGAGAAUUCAUACAGGAGACAAAUCUUAUGCAUGUAAGGAAUGUGAAAAAUCUUUUAGCUGGAGCAGCUUAUUUAUUGUAUGUACUGGAGAGAGAGCCUUUGACUGUAAUGAAUGUAGCGAAUCCUUUACCUGGCAUACACAGCUUACUGAACAUAAGCGAAUUCAUACUGGAGCAAAGAAACUCUCUGAAUGUAAUGAAUGGGAGAAUUCCUUUGGCUAGAGAAGUGCCUUUACUGUGCAUCAGAGAAUUCAUACUGGAAUGAAACCACUUGUGUGUAAUGAAUGUGGGGAAUUCUUUACCUGGUAUACAUAGCUUACUGAGCAUAAGAGAAUGCAUAGCGGAGAGAAUUCACUCUGGAAAGAAACCUUUGGAAUGAAUGAAUGUGGGAAGUACUUUCACAGGGACAAAUGUCUUACUAAACAUAAGAGGGGUCAUCCUGGAGAGAAACCCUUUGAAUGUAAUCAGUGUGGGAAAUCCUUCACCCAAAGAUCUAACCUUAUUCAGCUGAGUAUACAUCUUUCUGAGCACAAGAGUAAACAGGCCAAGAAAGACUUCCCACUCACGUAGCCGACCAGCUACCAUGAAGCCCUCCAAGCUUGAACCUGCCUUGACCUCUGACUCCUCGACAAGCAGUAAAAAAGGGGCAAAGAGGGAGCGAACCAUGUUCAAUGAAGUUCAGCUGGAUGUUCUCCUGGGGGAAUUUCAUAAGAACCCGUACCCUAAUUACUCCGUCAGAAGCGAGCUUGCUAACCGCCUGGAUGUUCCCGAGUCUAGAAUACAGAAUUGGUUUCAGAACCGAAGAGCCAAACAAUCGAGACAACUGAAAGAAAAGGAAGGUUUGAAUUUAUCCGGACAGUCCCAGGGCCAGGGAGAGCAGAGCUCCUUGGUUCAUGGUUUGAAAAGUCCUCAGACCUCAGCUCCCAGCCAAGUCCCACAGGAAAGCCUCCCAGAGACCACGUUAGCUUGGCCAAAUAGAUCCCGGUUCCCCUCGUCUAAGGUGACAAAGGCGACCCUUGGGGACGGACCUGGCUUCCCAGAGACAGUGGCGACAGCCUCGGGACUGACCAAGGAGGCUUCCGAGAGCCCAGAAGCCUGGCUUCAGCCUCCUGGCCUGACUGUGGAGUCUCAUCCCUGUUUAAAGUCCCAGUCCUGGGGAAGCUCCCCCCAGAGCACGCCCUCCCGGCUCCAGACCCUGAAGAGAGGACAGCAGCCGGAGAGGCAGCUUUGGCUCGAGUACCUCCGCCAGCUGCACAAGCAGUCACAGCAGUAUCCCUGGAUGCAGGAGUAUCUGGAGUACCUGCAGCAGCACCCGGUUCCAGUAGCACCUGCCCUAGCCCCCAGCCCACCAGAAUCUCCCCUUGCAGAGACUGUUCCCACUGCCUCAGCAUCCCUGGCCACAGAAGCAGCCGGGCCAGAGACCACUCCUGCCAAAUGAGUCCUCCCCAAGCCCGGCGUUGCAGGAGCAUCUGUAGUCACUUAGUAUCUCAACCGUUAGGGAACUCUUUCUUGUCCCCCCCCCCCCCAGCCUCUGCUCCGUAAUCCAUGAUCUGGUUGGCUUCCUGGGACCAGGCAGCUGUUCUUCUAAAUUGUCUUUUUGAUGUACUUUGAGUUAAACAAUGGAUUCCCCUUUUCUUGUAGAAGAACAGAUCUUUGCUCUGAGGUUGGUGAUGGAACUUGGGAGUGUCUUAAUCUGAGCCGAGUGGGUGGGUAGCCAGGGUUUUUCCCUAGUUCUGCUGAAUCAGUAGUCAGUGAUUCAGAAUUGUGCCACUGUUUAGAGCAGCAGCGAUAAGCUCAAAGAGUGAUGCUCGUCUCUUAAUUAACAGGAUUAGUGGUGGACCCAGGAAGAAGGGUACAAGAGACCUGGGGGGUCUGCACUGACCUUUUCCAGAUGAAGGAAGAGCUUCCCCGCGCCAUACCUGCCUUUCCAGACAGUUCAUGGGCCAUCAGUGCUCUUUCAGGCCACUCAUUUGGACGGCACUCUGACUGAGCAUCUCAGAAAUGGAAACCCUCAUAUUUCUCUUACAUUAAUCCUACAAAUAUCCACCCUACAACAAGAUUUUUUUCUUACCUGACAUUAAAAAAACCUCGGUUAAUUGGAUGCCAAUAUUUGUUACCUAGAUAUUACUCAAAGACCAUCUCGGAAGGGCAUGGUUUUGAAUCAAUGUGUAUUAAGUGGGCAGAAGUAGACCGUUGUUUCCUCUCUCCCAGUGGGGGAGAACAUGGUGGGAAGAGGCCCCCUCGAUGACAGCAGUUAUGCCUUAAGCCAGUCAAAAGGAACAGAAGAUGGCAAUAAUAACAAUAGUAUUUUUACAGUUAACAAUACACUUAUCCCAACCCUGAAGGCAGAUACUUCUGCAAGUCUCAUUAAUCAGAGGUAAACCCUCCUGGUAACAGGCCCAGCGAUCGGCUCUGCCAGGACCAGAUCCACAUUCUCUCACUCUAAGCCCCAUUGUCUUCCUCCUAGGCACGCUGCUGUCUCUGUGCAGGACUUUGGAGUCCCCCUUACUCAGCCCCUCUACCUUCUCCAGGGUCCACUUGUGUUCUUGGCUUCCCUUUCAAGUAUUAGCUGCUCCUAGUGGAAAGAGACCAGGUGUUGAACCCUUGGGCCAGACUGGCAGCUCUGAUGGACUUUGCCACAAUGAUGAUGAUUUAUUUGCCUUUGUUGUCCUUGACCCUUCCCUGCCCCCGCCCUUGUUCUUUCAGGGAAGCAGCAUGGCCUGGCCCAGUGAAAGCCCAGCUUUAGGACUCACAGUGACCUGUGCGACCCCCGAGCAAAUCAUUUCACUCCCUGGGACCUCAGUUUGCUUGGACUAACUUAGCAUCCUCUGAGGCCCCCUCCUGAUCACAUGAUCAUCUUUUUCUCUCCUUUGAGCAUUUCUUUAUUUUCUGUCACUUCAAGGCUCAUCUCAGGGGAUACUUUGUAUGGGAAGCCUUCGCUCAUCCCACUCUCCCCUUAGUUACUUACCUAGAUAAAGAUUGAAUUCCCAAUAGAAUGGGCAUUUUGGGGUGGGGUGGGGGGAAGGGAGUUUUUUUUUCCUCCUAUUUUUGUAUCCUUACCAUAGUGCCACACACAUAGUGGGCACUUAUACUUAGAGAAUUGGAUACUCAAGUGAGGAUUUAUUUGAGUCAGUACCCUGCAGCAGUACUUGCUUCAUAAUUGUUUGUGGAUUAAAUGUUGCAUCUGAAGAGAGGACCUUAAAAAGGGCAAUGUUGAAGCCAAAGAAAUGACCCUCCGGUGGUGGGCUGGUAGGCACUCUGGCAGUCCGGUGGGCAGGCUAGUUAGCGAGGAGGAAGAGGAAGAGCGGCUUCAGGUGAGCAACCUUCGGGAGAGACAGACCCAGUUCAGGGCAGUUGUAGAAGCGGGGAAAGGAGCAAAACAUCUUCAGGAUUCUGAUGACUCAACACUAAAUGCUAAUUUAGGCUUGAGGAGCAGGGUAGGUCUUUCAAGUGCUGAAGACCCUCCAAGCAGAGAGGACAGGGUUGCGGUGGUCCCUUUCCUUCCCAGAGCCAGCUGUGCUUCCUGGCUGUUUCCAAUGAUAGAGAAUGCCAUUAAGUCUGUGCUGAUGAUAGAUGUUCACUUGACUUCUUAUUUUUUAAAGCUUGCCAUUCUGUGACUGUCUGCCUCUGGCUGCUUGUAAUGAAUUAAUAACCUCAUUCUGUGGAGUGGGUCCCUGGGCAGUGGGGGAAGGUUACUGCUACUCCUGGAUCUGAACCAGAAGCAGCUGUCUUGCUAUCUUUGGAAAUACUCUUCUUGUCUCCCCUUCCCAAUGAUUUCCAUUGUGUGAUAUGUCAACCCUGUUGGCAGGGACUAAGCUGUAUUUUUAUCACCCUAUUUAUGUCAAUAAACUUGAAUGAC